AUGCUCAGCAAGCAGAACAACGAGAGCUACAAGCCAUGGAAAAACCAAUACGCUCCCCAAAACCCCCAUUCGCCCUUCGGCGACUUCCCCAAGGAGUACAUCCCCAAGGAGAAACUGAAGGACCAGAAACACGAGCCAGUGCACGAACUGACGCUGUCCGGCUCCCUCGCCAAGCACUCCAAGUCCCAAGGCAUCGGCGGACGCAUCUCCAGCACCCUCGAGAAGAAGGCGCCCUUCCAAAAACCAGUCCCCAAGUCAGGAGCUUUCGAGAAAAGGGAAGUCCCUGCCUCUGAGUUCAGGCGCUACUAUGACCGAGGAGACCUUCCCAUCCGCGUCGACCACCAGAACUCUCUUCCCAAGCUGGUCUGGAAGGUGUCGGUUGAAUCGCUGGACUACCACCACUACUUGCCGAUCUUCUUCGACGGUGCGAGGGAGAAAUUCGACCCCUACCGUUCAUUUGCGAUCCUGGGCACAUACGACCUGCUGGACAAGGGCGGAAACAAGAUCCUGCCGGUGAUUCCGCAGCUGAUCAUCCCCAUCAAGAGUAUCUGUGGUGACUUAGCCGCCCUCAACACGCGCGACCCCUAGAUAAUCGCCACCAUGCUCAAGGUCAUCCAGAAGCUCGUAUUAUCGGGAUAGAUGAUCGGGUAGGCGUUGGUGCCUUACUACCGCCAGAUCCUGCCCAUUUUCAACAUCUUCCGGAACAACAACACGAGCAUCGGCGACAAGAUCGAAUACAGUCAGCGCAAGCGUCUGAACCUGGGGGACCUGAUCGGCGAGACCUUGUAGUUAUUGGAGCAGACGGGAGGAGAGGACGCCUUCAUCAAUAUCAAGUAUAUGAUCCCCACCUACGAGAGCUGCGUGCUCAACUGA
Messenger RNA from Nymphaea colorata (pocket water lily), 873 nucleotides. RefSeq lists its product as uncharacterized. Gene Ontology annotation, molecular function: Hsp90 protein binding; Hsp70 protein binding. NCBI's taxonomy places the organism in Eukaryota, Viridiplantae, Streptophyta, Magnoliopsida, Nymphaeales, Nymphaeaceae. The record is from RefSeq and is a predicted model, not a curated record.